Messenger RNA from Diorhabda carinulata, 3634 nucleotides. It is a transcript of the gene scat, whose product is annotated as vacuolar protein sorting-associated protein 54. Gene Ontology annotation, biological process: retrograde transport, endosome to Golgi; Golgi to vacuole transport. NCBI's taxonomy places the organism in Eukaryota, Metazoa, Arthropoda, Insecta, Coleoptera, Chrysomelidae. Gene Ontology annotation, molecular function: syntaxin binding. The transcript has 7 exons. The record is from RefSeq and is a predicted model, not a curated record. The coding region runs from base 138 to 2585 and encodes 815 amino acids. Gene Ontology annotation, cellular component: GARP complex.
ACAUUAUCAAUGACGUUUGUGACAACACCAGACGUGAACUGUCACCUGCGUCACCUCAUUAAGUUUCUCAAUAUUUUUCGCAAUGACUACUAUAGUAAAAAAGUUCAAAGUAAGGUAGUGAUACCAAAAAGUCAAAAAUGAACGGUAACGAUGAACGCUGGUCCAUUUAUUCAGCGUCACAACAUUUACCCGCCGUUCUCACCGAUCCUAAUAAAGGAAAACAAGCUAAUUUUUUUACGAAGACUUGGGGGGAUACUUUUGUAGAAAAAACAACAAUAGAAAAAAGCCCCUUUUUACCCGAAAUAACUUGGGCUCACUUCGAUAAUUAUCUUAAGAAAUACGGGAGGAGAUACAAGAUACAUUCAAGAUUAAAAGAGAUUAAAUGUGAAAACAACCAUAAGAAAAUUCAGACCCAUACUGUAAAUACUGAAGGCAUUCCUGAAAUAUAUUUAAGGCCUAGUCUCAAUCUACACGAUCCCAAAGUUUUUCAAGAAGUAUUCCAGACCAAGAAAACAGAACAUGAAUUACAAGACGAACUCAGCUUUCACUUAGACGUUGUAGAAGAACAGAUAGCUCAACAGGUAUCUCAAAAAUCAGGCGCAUUUUUUCAUGCAAUGACAUCCCACGAUAGUAUUAUGGAACAAAUGGGUAUUGCUUUGGAAGAAGUGAAAAUUUUACGUUCGAAAGUCCAUAGGGUUGAUAAAGCAUUAGCGAGAGAAUCUUUAAGACUGAUUGGAUUAUCUAGGUCGAAAACUAAUCAUGUGGCUUUAUUAGAUAAAUUAAAAUUAAUGGCUACAGUUUUACAAACUCAACCUACAUUGCAGCUUUUGCUCAGUUCCUCAGACUAUGUUGGAGCUUUAGAAUUAAUUUCUGGGACUCAAGAAGUUCUUGCCAAAGAAUUAGCAGGGGUGACAAGCCUGAGACACCUCCCAUCACAACUAAAAGAAAUGCAAAAACUAAUAGACAAAAUGUUGAGUACGGAAUUCGAACGGUACGCCGCCGCCGAUCUACAUCGACCGCUCGAUAUCGAAAUAAUCGGAGUAUUAGAACCGGAAAGAUUAGUUAGUCUAGUGGCGGGUCUUCUGCGACAAAACCAUCUACAAUUUCUAGAAGUGUACAAACAAGAAGCGGUAACCGCUGCGCAAGCCCUCCUCAAACAACUCAUGAUCGAACAACUGGCAGACGCGGAAGACGAACUAAACGAAUUGACAGGAUCCGGAGAAAUCGCUCCUGCGAUGGACGCCGCCAAUUGGUUAAAAGUUAUCAGAUCGGCCAGCGAAGCCUUAACGAAAAUCAUCGAACGCGUCAAAGCAGUGUGUGAUGUUAUAAAGGAAACAGCGGCAUCUAGCGCCGGUCUAUCCGUAUCCGAAUCUAGUAUAACUUCAGCAUCGACUGAACAUUUUCUCACCUUGGAAGAAAACAACCGCGUCGAAUUGAAAUUGCGCGAUUUACUCGGUUCCGUGUGCGAUUAUUGUAACGAAAGAAUCGCUUCGUUAGUUAGCACCAGAUCGGAUAAACAGACUGUGACCGCCGUACAAGUUAACGAAUUAUCUAGUGUAGUUGAGGGGUUUACGGAAAUGUGCGAAAGGACGUGCGGGGGGCGACAGAGCGCCGCUCUCAAAGCGGCAUUUAAAAUCCAAGCCGGUAAUUAUGUACACAAAUUCCACACGCAGAGGAAAAAUAAAUUGCAGAUGUUGUUGGACGCGGAAAGUUGGAAAGUUGCAGAAGUACCGUUGGAAAUUCAGAUGCUGGUAGAUAAAUUAGCUUCUGGUGAUCCUAUAAAAUCUCUACCGUGUUCUCCCACGGAAGAAGACAUAUCAACAGACCGUUAUACAACAAAACCAUCGCCUUACCUCAAAGUAGGUACCCAGAAGUUCUAUACAGUAGGGGCCCUUCUGAUACUUAUCAGAUUAAUCAGCGAGUACUGCGUCUGUUCGUAUGAUCUCCAGCUUUUAGCUCCUGUCGUAGCAAGAAAUUUAACGGAAUUAUUGAAAACUUACAAUUCCCGUUCGUGUCAAUUGGUCUUGGGAGCCGGCGCCCUAAGAACCGCCGGACUCAAAACCAUAACGUCGACGAAUUUAGCUUUGGGAUCUAGAUCCCUGCAAUUCCUCAUAUGGUUGAUACCUCUGCUUAGGGCUCAUUUCAAAUAUUUGACCAACGAAGUGUCGAACGGUUUCGAUUUGGUGGAAAAAGAUAUAGCGCAUCACAUCAGACAUUUAGAGACCAAAGUUUUAUCGAUAAUGAAUACUUUGUUGGGGGAACAGUUGAACGAAUGGGACGCCAAACCUCCAGUACCCUCCAAACAGUUCCGUAACAUUUCCAGGCAUUUGACCAAAUUACACGAGGCUGUCAGCGCCGUUUUGCCACAAGAACAAGUGACUGACAUAUACGAGGUGAUUCAUAAAAAUUUCAAGAACCGAUUGAGGGACCAACUGACCAAACUGAAUAUUCAAAAUAACGGCGGGCCCCAACACGGCGUCGUCACCACUGAAACGAUAUUCUAUCUCGAAACGAUGAAAACUUUGAAAGUCCUACCCGAAAAAUAUUUAUCGGACAGUGCCAUGGACGAUAUAUGGACAAAGUAGACAAAAACCAAAAUUAAUUUAAUCUAGUUUGAGGUUAGAAACAUUCAUUUGUGGAAACGAUUAUUAUUUCGGUUAUCAAGUUGUGAUAUCUUCUAAUUAACCUCCAGAAUUUUUAAUAAAACGCAUCGAUUCGAUUCUAUAAGGUAAGUAGAUGGCGCCACGACAAAAAAAACUUUCGAUUUUUAUCUUCAAGUUGAUUUAUUCGAUAAAAUUGUGUUCAAAACAAAACAAAAUAUUUUAAACUAGGCAAAGGAAUAUUUACUUACUUUUGUUACUACCUGUAUAAUUAAAAUGUAUUAUAGAAGGACCAACAGUUGGAAUUUAUCGGUUAGAAUUUGGUUCGGUAGUUCAAAUGUCCCUAAAAUCCGAUUUUUCUCUAGACCCAGUUACUGCAUCUGCUACUUUUGGUAGUUCAAAUGUCCCAUUUUUCUUCGACAUACACUUAUUGAAUAUGUUUCCGGUAGUUCAAAUGCCCCAAGCAUUCGAUUUCUUUCUAGAUCCAUUAUCGAAUUUGCUUUUGGUAGUUCAAAUGUCCUUAAAAUCCCAUUCUUCUUCUAGAUACACCUAUUGAAUCUGUUUUUAGUAGUUCAAAUGUACCUAGAAGUUUUCUCCAAAUAGAAAUCUUUGACUUUUUCUUGUAAUUUAGAACCGAGCGGAAUUGAAGAAGGUUCAUAAUAAGAAGACUGACGACAAAAAAGGAAAAUAAUCAUUCAAAUUGUUAAUUGAGAGUGUACAGUGAAUAGUAAGAAGUGGUAGGUUUAAGCAACUAUUCGAUUCAAUCACCCAUUACAAAAUCCAACUGUUUUUCCUCAAAUUUUAAGUCUAACUAUGAUGGUUUGAUGGAAAAGUGAAAAAAACCCCGAAAAUACUCACUAUUUAAAGUGUAAAUUUCCAAAAUCAACUUCUUUCGAUCUCACACUCCAAUUACAGAUUUUUUUUUAAUAUAAAAAUGUUUGCAAAAGUCACUAUCCCCUUAAACCAUCUUAACCAAGAGAUUCGUUGUUUUUUAUGAGAAUUUUUUUGUGAAUAAAUGAAUAUAUUGUACAUAA